Messenger RNA from Schistocerca cancellata (South American locust), 3709 nucleotides. RefSeq names its product sodium channel protein Nach-like. Lineage: Eukaryota; Metazoa; Arthropoda; Insecta; Orthoptera; Acrididae. The record is from RefSeq and is a predicted model, not a curated record. Gene Ontology annotation, biological process: sodium ion transmembrane transport. The transcript is spliced from 9 exons. Gene Ontology annotation, cellular component: membrane. Gene Ontology annotation, molecular function: ligand-gated sodium channel activity. The coding region runs from base 32 to 1378 and encodes 448 amino acids.
UUGUCACAGACAAGGAAAAGGCUCGGGAAGAAUGCUGCUGUGGGAAGCAGUUAAGGAGUACUUGUCCACCUCGUCGAUUCACGGUCUGAGAUUCAUUGUGCAAUCGGGCCGUCAUUGGACAGAAAGGCUUUUUUGGCUUAUAUGCUGUGUGCUCUCUUGGUAUGCAUCUGCAUUACUUAUAAAGUCAUCAUGGAAUGCCUUUCAAAACAAUGCUGUCAGCUUUGCUAUGGAGACGCUAUAUUUGAAUUUCAGCACUGAUUUUCCAGCAGUUAUUGUCUGUGAGAAGAACAAUGAUGAUCGCAUAAAAACAGUGAUGAAUAGGAAUAUGGGUAUCCAUGAUUUUGACCUUGAAGAAAUAUAUGCAGAAAUAACAUUCUUUCAUGGUGAAGCCCAUUUUACAAAGGAUGCCUGCUACAACACAAAAGUCAAGAGGCUAGUGGCUGAACAGUGUCCACAAGAAGGACUGAAACAAAUUUCUCAAGAAUUUCAUACACCAUGUAAUGGUCUCAUAUUUAAUUGUACAUGGAAUGGUAUCACCUUCCACUGCUGUGAACAGUUCUUACCUCUGGAUACAGAAAUUGGUCUUUGCUUUGCAAUUAACAGCUGGCAAACAAACCAUCUAAGAUACAAUGCAUCUCCUCUUAAUAUGGUAUCAGAUGCUAACACAGGGCCAGGAAGAUUGUAUUUUGAAAUUGGAGAACCAGUCAUGGUAUAUGUUUUAGCAACUCAAGAAGUACCUACAAUAAAUACACCUGAAUAUCGGUACUUUUUUAUGAAACCAGGCAGGCAGGUGCAGCACAGAUACUCUGUAAAGGAAGUGGAAAAUGAUCAAGCUGUACAUGAACUAACAAUAAAACAGAGACACUGUCGCUUUCAUUAUGAAAAUUAUGACAAUGGCCUUUAUCCUUAUUACGCUUACUCUGUGUGUAUAACCGAAUGCCGUAAAAAAGCACAGCUUCAACUCUGUAACUGUGCAAGUCAUCAGUUACCAAACAAUAAAAGAGUCUGUAACCUAUCAGGGAUUGUCUGCAUAAGUGAUCAUCAUGCAUAUUUAUCUGUACUCCGAAACAAGGAAAGUUCUAAAAAUGCACUUCUGUGUACUUGUGAGCAAAGCUGUGAAGAUCAGUUAAUUACUCACACAUAUGGUACAAUAAGAAUGUUAAAAAGUCAGCAUGGUGCAUUAGAAAUAAGUCUUCAAAGCCUGCCUUAUGAAAGACUCAAAAGAACUGUAGUGAGAAGCCAUUUGGAUAUGGUGGUGUAUACAGGAGCUGUUGCUGGUCUGCUGGUUGGAGCUAGCUUGCUCAGCUUUGUUGAAAUUCUGUAUCACAUCACAAUACGCAUUUAUUGGACUAUUUACAAAAGAGCACAGCAGAAAUAAGAAUAAAGAAGCCAAAACUACAAAUAAUGUAGGACGAAGAUCAACUAGCUUCAGUGCAUAGUGACAAUAAAACUCAGUAAACAAAUAUUAUUAUUCAAGGGAAAAAUUCUCUUUCAGUGUACUAAUGUAUUUUAAUAAUUAGAAUGGCGUAUCACUUUUAAUUUGUCGGUUACAAUCUAAAACCACUUUAUGUAGCUUGCAUUUAUCUCUGAUGCAAAUCUCUUAUGUCUUUGCUACUAUUUCUACUGAAAUAACAUCUGAAGUCAGUGAGGUAUUACCCUCUUAACAAUAGCUAUAGGUUUCAGUCAUCAAACUAAGGUAGAAAUUGCGGCAAAGUGGAAACACACUGAAUGAGUUUGUAAAGAGAUAAUCAGGAGAACAGAAGCAGGAACACUUCAACCUUCACACAAACAGAAAAAUUUUCACUGCUAUGCAGUUUUCUUUUUCAAUAUGGUUUCAGCGCUACUGAAAUGUUUGUGAACUCCAGGUUUACAAAACUAGAUUGAAAUGCUCCCUGUAGUACAGCAUUUUUUAUUCUAUAUGCUCUUACAAUAAUUUAGAGUUCGUUUGCUGUAUUUUGUUACACACAUAUAUCACUAAUUAUUUGUUUUGUGUUUAUUUCUAUAAGGAUUUUGUGAGUGAUUUAAGUUGCAUAAUAAAUUUGAAGUGACCACAAUAUUUUAUCAUUACAUCUUGGAUCAAUGUCGUUUUAUACUUUCCACAGAUCACAAUCUUAGUUAAUGUAUACUGACUCAAACAUCCAUCCAUCCAGAGCUCACUUUCAUCUUUCCAGCACACAGAAAUCUAGUAUCUGUUGUACACAAAAUACACACUGGGGACUGGGACUAUGUUAAAUUCACCAUAUGAAGAUUGAACCAAGUACUUGUAGGAGAAAUUUCGUCAUCACUGGCUUGGAAGAGUGCAUCCACACCUAAUUACAGACUUUUGUACUUUGUUAUUAGUUUAUUUAACGCCAUGGAUAUGGAAUAUGUGUUGGUUUUAUGACUGUUCAACCAGUGCCUGCAACAUGACCACCGAAAUGCAGUAGUUCACAUACAAGGCCUGCCAUGCUCAUAUCUGUGUAAUUUCAGAAAUUCUGUUUCAGAAAGAGAAAUUAUCUACCAGGGAAAGCAACUUACUGGGAACCAUUCUCCGCACAGGAAAUUUUUCAGUGCUAUUUUUUGCAGACUGACAGAGCAGGUCAACAAGCCACUGAGGUAAUGACCUAUGGGACAACCAGCAACACAGCGUAAGGGACCCAUACUCAGGAUAUUGUGCAUUUGAUAGAUUAAUGUCAAACAUUUAUUUUUAACAGCUUCAUUAAAAAUGUUACACUACCCUAUUAAGCGUCUGCCUAAACUCACAUUUCUAUUUGUUUCAUUUCCCAUUAACACUGUCUUCAUCCUAAACUGUUAUCACACUUCUGUAUCUACAACAGUGUUUGUCCUCUCCCUUUUUUACUUUUAUAAAAGAAACAAGAUCUGAAUUCUCAAGAAAUUUAAGUACUCCUGUGCUCUUUUUCACCUUUAGUAAAACACAUCAUAACGUACAUCUAUUUUUUAUAUAGUUUAAAAAUGGGCAAAUAUGAAGAUGGUAAAACAAAUUAAAGUUCACUACUCAUCGAAGUUUUGAUUAUGAUUACAUGCUACUCUCAUGUUCACACACAAAAAGGAAAUCCACAACUCAAUAAAUUAUGUUGUCAUUCUUCCAUUAAUGUCAUAAAAUGUUACUCUAGGCAGCAGGGUGUUCCAUUCUGUCUUUCACUUUCAAGUGAUGGAAGAGCAGUACAUUCACCACCUACUUGAGUAACUUCCGCCAAAAUAGAGUUCUCAUUGCAUAGUUUCAGUAAUAAUGAAAUGAAUGUAGAAUUAUAGGUUUCAUGUGUUCAAAAAAUUUAUUUGAAAAGUAAUAAAAAGUCGUCUGUGUAGAAAAAAGGUGCAACACAACAUUUAGUCAGUGAUUACAAGGUUCUGACAGAUUAGUUACCGUAAAAUUGUAUGAUACUGUUUAUUAAGAUCUGUUACAACUUAAUUAUAAAAUCAGAUUAACAUUAACAAAGAAGAAUAUGUUAUUUUAGGUAAUCACAUUUUACGGAAAUAUACUGCACCAAGGGAACAAUAACAUUAACUACUUUUCUUCGCAGAAUUCUGCCUUGUUUAUUAUUAUUUAAAGCAUUUUCACAAAUAAGAAAAAUGAAUAGCUAUAAGUAAGGUGAAAUUUAAACAGAAGCAUUCACAUAUCACAGUAAGUGAACUACUGUACUUCUUACACUGCUUUCCUUGGUGCAAAAGUCUCAUAAAUAAGCAAAAGUAAAUGCAACAUUUUUACAAA